AUGACGAGAGAACUGAGGAGGCUGAACCCAGGAAUCUUUUCAGCUCUCCCGAAGGAGUUUCUCUCCAACAACAAGAACCCGUGUUGGUUCGAGAAGGUGCAUGGAACAGACGUGGGUUCACGGUGGCGGGAGAGACUCUCUGACAACGGGACCGGGCAUUUUCGGUUAACGUUGAGAUGUUUACCAUACUUUUACAUUAUCGGUAUGCCGAAGUGCGGAACCUCGGAUCUUUACUAUCGCAUCACCCAACACCCGGAUGUUGUUCGUGCCCGGCGUAAGGAACCCGAGUGGUGGACUAAGGGUCACCACCAACAUUUCGAAUUAAUUCAUCAUAGUUUUUCAUUCUUCAACAUUACUCCGUUGGAUAAUCACGGUUCUCUUCUAGGAGAAUAUCUGGAUUAUUUUGGUGAAGCGGCCUGGACCAUCCAGUUCCAGAAAGAAUUGACUUCAUCCGGACAAAAAGUCACUCAUGACGUCAUUACAGGAGAAGCCAGUACCUCCACAAUAUUUUACAACGACAACUGGAGAGAGGAACUUUGGGACACUCCAAACAACGAGCCGCCAAUCCUGAUAGCGGAUCUGAUCCGGGCUGUACAGCCAAACGCCAAGUUCAUCCUCACACUUAGGAACCCCACAGAAAGGAACCCCACAGAAAGUAAGUUCAUCCUCACACUUAGGAACCCAACAGAAAGGUUGUAUUCCGACUAUCUCUUCUGGAAGUUCUUAUAUGUAAAGAGGUCAAAUGAAGAUUUCCACGCGAGGGUUAUCCUAAGUCUCCGCAUCUUCAGGCAGUGCCUCAGGAACAAUUCUGUCCGCUCGUGCGCUUACGGAGUCAGUGAAACCGAAGAUCCAACAGCCGGAACAGUUCGACUGCGGCGGGGGUUGUACGAGGUGUUCCUGCGGGACUGGUUGUCUAUUUUCCCGCGGGACCAAAUUCUCGUUCAGCGUCUGGAGGAUCAUUCUAAGGACCCAAACACAACCAUGACAAGGGUUCUCAACUUCCUGGAUCUUGGACCUGUGAGAAAAAGGGCUGACAAAGACGCUAUCUUCGGAUUCCACACGAAAAAUUCCCAGAAAAAACAUUACGACAGCAGCGGCCAGAUGUUGCCAGAGACGCGGCGAAUUCUGAACGAGUUUUACCGACCAUAUAACGAGCGACUUGCGGAGCUCUUAAACAAUACGCACUUCCUUUGGCAGAAGAAUAGCUCUGUCUAAGACUCUUGUUUAUUUGUUUGGCCGACCAGUC
This is a messenger RNA of Branchiostoma floridae (Florida lancelet), 1246 nucleotides long. RefSeq names its product carbohydrate sulfotransferase 15-like. Gene Ontology annotation, biological process: hexose biosynthetic process. The transcript has 9 exons. The record is from RefSeq and is a predicted model, not a curated record. NCBI's taxonomy places the organism in Eukaryota, Metazoa, Chordata, Leptocardii, Amphioxiformes, Branchiostomatidae. Bases 1 to 1215 code for a protein of 404 amino acids. Gene Ontology annotation, molecular function: N-acetylgalactosamine 4-sulfate 6-O-sulfotransferase activity.